AUGGCGUCCUCCAAGUCCCAGUCCCGCAUCCUUGACAAGAGCGGAAAGGAAAUCACCACCGUUGGUUUUGAACGAUUUGGUUUCGACUCCGAAGUUCCCUUCGACGCCGUUCGUUCGCUAUACCUUCAGCCCCACUACGUCCGCAGUGCCAACGCUAGCCCCAAACCUGGCAGUCAGUCAGAGGAAUAUCAAUCCGAUUCCAUCUACUACCCUGACACCCAAUCCAUCUCCUAUACCACACUUGCGCGCUUCCCGCCCGUCAAGCUCCUUCCCCCUGAGAAGCGCAAGCGCAUCCUUGUCACGGGUGGCGCUGGCUUCGUGGGCUCGCAUCUAGUGGACAGACUCAUGCUCCUAGGCCAUGAGGUCACGGUCCUGGAUAACUUCUUUACUGGUGCUAAAACUACCGUGAGCCAUUGGGUUGGACACCCAAACUUCGAGCUCGUCCGCCAUGAUGUCGUCGAACCAUACAUGACAGAAUGUGAUCAGAUAUACCAUCUUGCUUGCCCUGCGUCUCCUCCCCACUACCAGUUUAAUUCGAUCAAGACAGUUAAGACAUCCUUUAUGGGUACUUUGAACAUGCUCGGCCUCGCAAAACGUACGAAAGCCCGCUUCUUGAUCACCAGCACAUCUGAGGUGUAUGGUGACCCUGAGGUUCACCCGCAGCCGGAGGACUACUGGGGCCAUGUCAAUCCGAUCGGUCCCCGUGCCUGCUAUGAUGAAGGCAAGCGUGUCGCUGAGACCCUGACAUACGGAUACCACCAUCAAAAUGGUGUUCACGUUCGCGUCGCUCGUAUAUUCAACACUUACGGCCCUCGGAUGAACCCGUACGAUGGGCGUGUCGUCUCCAACUUUAUCAUCCAAGCUCUACGCGGCGAGGACAUGACAGUCUAUGGCGACGGCAAGCAGACGCGCUCCUUCCAGUUCAUUCACGACCUGGUAGACGGGCUCAUCGCGCUCAUGAACUCAGACGAGACGCGCCCCGUGAACGUCGGCAACCCUGACGAGUUUACGAUCGGCGAAUUUGCCGAACUUGUGCGCGAGAUUGUCGAGAAGGUGCAAAAGGAGGACGGUACGCCGCUAGCGCGGCGCGUGCAGAUCGUAUACAAGCCCAUACCCAAGGACGACCCGCAGAAGCGUAGGCCGGACAUCACUCGCGCGAAACAGGUGCUCGAUUGGCAACCGCGGUGGUCCGUCCGGAUGGGUCUGGAGGAGAUGGUGCGGUACUACAAAGCAAAGAUGGCCGAGGGUAGCAUUUAG
Messenger RNA from Fibroporia radiculosa, 1257 nucleotides. RefSeq lists its product as uncharacterized. Gene Ontology annotation, molecular function: NAD+ binding; UDP-glucuronate decarboxylase activity. The record is from RefSeq and is a predicted model, not a curated record. Lineage: Eukaryota; Fungi; Basidiomycota; Agaricomycetes; Polyporales; Fibroporiaceae. Bases 1 to 1257 code for a protein of 418 amino acids. The transcript has 7 exons. Gene Ontology annotation, biological process: D-xylose metabolic process. Gene Ontology annotation, cellular component: cytoplasm.